Molecule: messenger RNA, 1908 nt
Organism: Castor canadensis (American beaver)
Lineage: Eukaryota; Metazoa; Chordata; Mammalia; Rodentia; Castoridae
Source: RefSeq, a predicted model, not a curated record
AUGGACCAAGGUAAUGCUGAGGCAGGAGGCUGCUGGGGAGGUUGUGAAGAGCUGGGCUGCAGUCACCUUCCAGUACCUGUGGGAGGUCCGCGUGGGGACAGACGUACCGUGCCCCCAUUUGCCCAGCAGCCUAAAGUUCAGGAAGGCCUUGAUGGGAUCAGUGGAGUUGGAUGGUCAGCAAGAAGGAGCAAUGGAAGCCCAGGAGAGGUGAGGUUGCCCAGGAAGCAAGAUGUGCGCAUAGACUCAGGUGCUGGCGUUGGAGAGCUUCCCUCAUCCUCCCUGGCAGAGACACCCACACCCUUCCUACGCCGGCCGGACUCCGAGGGAGCCCUCCUGCGACAGGUAGAAGUGGUCUUCCGACGCUGGGAGUUUAUUGUGCGACAGUGGCAGAUGGUUGGGCCAGACAAAUCCAUCUGGGUCUUUAUGGGGGAGGAUAUAGUGUUCUCCUGCUUCCUCUCUCCUGAGACAAAUGCUGAGGCCAUGGAAGUGUGGUUUUUUAAGGAUCACUUCUCUGACAUAGUCCUCUAUCAGUAUGGUAAAGAUAAGAAAUAUAUGCAGAUACCAGCCUAUCAAGGGAGAACAGAGCUGGUGAAGGACUUCAUCAUGGAUGGGCAUGUGUUCCUGAGGCUGCAGAAAGUCACUCCCUCAGAUGCUGGCCUGUAUGGGUGCUGGUUCAGCUCCCAGACUCAUGAGCAGGAGGCCAUCUGGGAACUGCAGGUAACAGAAAUGGGCUCAACUUCUCUCAUUUCCAUCGUGGGAUAUGUUGAUAGAGGCAUCCAGCUACUCUGUCAGUCAUCUGGUUGGUUAUCUCAACUCAUAGUGAAGUGGAAAGACCCAGAAGGAGUUGAACAACCUGCAGACUCCAAAGUGAAUAAAGAUGCCCAUGGUCUGUUUGAUGUGGAGACCUCUCUUGUGGUUCAAGACAAUACCAGGAUCAUAUUAUGUUCCAUCCAACUCAAUGACCAGAGCCCAGAAGUGAAAUCUAGAAUAUUGAUAGGAAAUCCUUGGAUUGGAGAGAGCUUCAGAGACAGGAAGAGGGCAACAGGCUUCCAUCCAAAGAUGGAAGCCAGGAAACAUGCAGUGGACUUGACUCUGGACCCAGACACAGCUCACCCCCAGUUCUACAUUUCAAAUCUGAAAGAGGUAUCCUAUAAGAGUAUUCCUCAGUGCAUUUUCAACUUGGAGAAGAGAUUUUUGAGAAUGUGUGUGGUGACUUCUCAGGGUUUCUGAACAGGGAAACAUUACUGGGAAGUGAUGGCUGGACAUAAUAAAAUGUGGUGCAUGGGAGUGUGCCAGGAUAGUGUGCACAGGAAGGAGCACUAUGUGAAUUUGAAUCUAGUCAGUGGGUACUGGAUUCUUGGACAAGAGAAAGAAAAUUGGUAUUUUGUAAACAAUCCCAAUAGAAUCCAUCUCUCCUUAAGAACCAACCCCACAAGAGUGGGUGUCUUCCUGGACUAUGAGGGUGGGACCCUCUCAUUCUUUAAUAUGGAUGACCAGUCCCUCAUUUAUACUCUGACACAUCGGUUUGAAGGGUUACUGAGGCCCUACAUCCAGCAUAAUCCAAAUGAUGAGGAAAAUGCAACUCCCAUUGUCAUCUGUCCAAUGCCUCAGAGAGAGAAGCCUAUUUUCAAAAUGUCUCCAUAUCUUCUCACAUUUAAAACAGAAGUCUUCACAGACGUGUCUGUUCCCUUCAUCUGUGUCCACCUUUACCAGGAUGGGGAAGACGAGAAAUAUAUGCAGAUGUCAGGCUUUCAAGGGAGAACAGAGUUGGUGAAGGACUUCAUUGUGGAUGGGCAUGUGCUCCUGAGGCUGGAGAAAGUCAUCUCCUCAGAUGCUGGCCUGGUUCAGCUCUCAGACUCACGAGCAGAAGGCCAUCUGGGAACGUCAGGUAACAGGACUUACCAGUGA